Molecule: messenger RNA, 3010 nt
Organism: Durio zibethinus
Lineage: Eukaryota; Viridiplantae; Streptophyta; Magnoliopsida; Malvales; Malvaceae
Product: putative LRR receptor-like serine/threonine-protein kinase At1g74360
Molecular function (GO): protein binding
Source: RefSeq, a predicted model, not a curated record
AAACACAAACACUUGAACCAAUUGAACCCUUUAUGGGGGCAUUCAAUUAAUUCUAUUUUGGUUAGAUGUCGAAGACGCGUUUAUGCCUUUACCAUUUGAGGUGGUUUUAUUUAACUCAAGUCAAGAGCAUGAACCGGUCAACAAGCUGGAAUAAAAGCAACGUAUUUAUUACGACUAACUGACUUUUGGCUCUGCUAACUGGACAAUUUUUAGUAAUCGAAAUUACUUUCUAUUUCCGAUAAUUUUUCAGAAAAAAUUUGGAGAAAAACCCAGACUAGUUUUAGUCUCGAUUUACAUGUUUCUGUAGAUUGUUUGCUGUCUAAAGAACUCGUUGCUACAAGCCCAAAUUUUCAGACAGGAACAACAAAAACAAGACCAUGUUAGAAGACAAAGCUAACUCAUGGUGUUCCACAGUUAUUCCAUUCUUAAUCCUGAUUACAGCUGCUACUGCUGUCUCAACAAGUUCUCUAGACAGAGACAAAGAAGUCUUGCUGAAUCUGAAAUCUUUUCUGGAAAAACAAAAUCGAGUAAAUCGAGGAAGAUACUCAGAAUGGAAUCAAAGGAGCUCAAAUCCAUGUGACUGGCAUGGAAUCUUCUGCUCUCCGGACGGGGCAAGAGUCAAUGGUAUAGACCUCUCUGAAAGCAAGAUCUCUGGCGAAAUAUUCAAGAACUUCUCAGCCUUAACUGCACUUCAACAUCUUGAUCUCUCACGAAACACGCUAAGUUCAGUGAUUCCUGAUGAUCUGAACAGAUGCCACAACCUUCUGUACCUUAACCUAUCACAUAAUAUUCUAGGAGGUGAGCUGAAGCUGACAGGAUUGACCAGCUUAGGGAAGCUUGAUUUGUCCACUAAUCGAUUUCUUGGGGAGGUUAAGCUGAGUUUCCCAGCAAUUUGCAACCGACUAGUUGUUGCAAACCUUUCAAGGAAUAAUUUCGUGGGUAGAAUUGACAAGUACUUUGAUGGGUGCUGGAAUCUGCAGUAUCUGGACUUGAGCUCCAACAAGUUUACUGGUAACGUCUGGACAGGGUUUGCAAGGCUAGUGGAGUUUUCAGUUUCUGAAAACUAUGUCACAGGGCCAGUUCCAUCAUCAACUUUUUCGAAGAAUUGUACUCUCCGAGGUCUGGAUUUAUCAGAAAACAAAUUCCAUGGUGAGUUUCCGGGGGAGAUUUCGAAUUGCAAGAAUUUGGUUAUCCUCAAUCUGUGGGGAAACAAUUUUACAGGGCCAAUUCCAUCAGAGCUGGGAUCAAUUUCGACCCUUGAAGGUUUACUAUUGGGGGACAACCGUUUUUCGAGAAUGAUUCCAGAAUCUCUUUUGAAUCUGAAGAAAUUGGCCUUUCUGGAUUUGAGCAAGAACAAUUUUGGUGGACAGGUACAAGAGAUUUUCGGGAGAUUCAGACAGUUGAAAUCUCUUGUACUUCAGGGGAAUUCAUACACAAAUGGGUUGCAUUCUUCUGGGAUUCACAAGCUAAAAAACAUUUCUCGACUAGACCUAAGCUACAACAAAUUUUCUGGACCGUUACCAGCUAAAAUCUCUCAAAUGCUAAAUUUGAAGUUCUUAAUCUUAGCCUACAAUCAAUUCACUGGUGCUAUACCACCGGAGUAUGGAGAAUUGUCACAACUACAAGCCCUUGAUCUCUCCUUCAAUAGGCUCACCGGAUCGAUCCCGCCUGCCCUUGGAAACUUGAAAUCUCUCCUGUGGUUAAUGCUGGCAAACAACUCACUAACUGGUGAAAUCCCACGUGAGCUUGGGUACUGCUCAAGCUUAUUAUGGCUAAACCUUGCAAACAACCAACUUUCCGGAAGAUUCCCUCCUGAGUUAACAAAUAUGGGAAGAAAUGCUACUCCAACAUUUGAAUCAAAUCAGCAGAGUGACCAGAUGAUUGUUGGUCCCAGCGAGUGCUUGGUGGCGAAGAGGUUGCUAACUACAGAUUACUCACCUUUUGGUUUUGUGUAUACAAUUCUUACCAGGAAGAUUUGCAGAAGCAUAUGGGAUCGGUUACUUAAAGGAUGUGGCUUUUUCCAAGUUUGUGUUCGAGGUUCACCGGUGCGGGAAAAUCUAGUCUCAGGUUAUCUUCAACUUAGUGGGAAUCAACUCUCAGGGGAGGUUCCUUCAGAUAUUGGUAAGAUGCAGCAUUUAAGUGUGUUGCAUUUGGGGUACAAUGAAUUCAAUGGAGCACUGCCUACAGAGAUUGGACAAUUGCCACUUUUAGUCCUAAACAUCUCCAGGAACAAAUUUUCUGGACAAAUUCCAAUGGAAAUUGAGAAUAUGAAAUGCUUACAGAAUCUUGAUUUGUCACACAACAACUUUUCAGGCACAUUUCCAACCAACUUCAAUAACUUGAAUGAGCUUAGCAAGUUCAACAUUUCAUUCAACCCCCUCAUUGCUGGCAGAAUUCCCGGUAUCGGGCAAUUAGCCACAUUCGAAAAAGAGUCCUACUUGGGAAAUCCACGUUUGCAUAGUCCACUCUUCAAAUUGGAGGAUCCAACUCUUCCACCAUCAAACUUGAGGGACGAAAAUGGACCAAAAUCUGAAAAGCGAGUCUUUCCUGCUAAACAAACUGAAGAUAGAUUUUGGUGGAAAGCAUUGUUAAUGGAGUAUGGAUGUGGAAUGGUAUUCGGAAUGGUUAUCUUAUAUGUUAGUUUUCGAAAAGUUCAACCGAAAUGGUUUUUUACCAAGGUUGAAGCCAUGCAUCAAUGGAAGAUAGAUCAGUCAUUAAAGAGGAAUUGUAGCAGAGGUGGUGGAAGAAUUAUUUGCUGAUUUUGAGUUCAACCUUAUUGUUGUACAUAAUGCCAGCCCUACAGCUUUUUAGGCACAUUUCUAGCUGCUAGUAGUAAUAAGCAAAAGGCUCUUCUCUUGCAAUCUUUGGAAUUUGAUGUGUUCUUUUCUGGUGAAUUUGCAUAUUCCACACUUAUCCUGCUUUAAUAUGUAGAUUCUGAAGCAAAAUUUUAAUAUAUUAUGUUUGAGAAUGUGUUUGAUUUAGAAAAUUUUGAUUAUAUGCAAAACUUAAA